CAACCACAGAACACGCACACGCACACAAGUACAGCAUCAGUGCGCCAUGGCCGCCGUCGCCGCGCUCUCUGCCGUCUUGGUCCUCCUCGUAACCGCCGUCCCCGGCGCCCAGGCCACGGCGUCGCCAUCGACACCAAAGACUACUCACAUCAAGCUUCUCUGGCACGAGGUGGUGAGCGGCCGGCACCCGACGGCGAUCCAGGUGGCGGGCGCCGCGACCACGAAUUCCUCCAAGUCCUUCUUCGGCGCCGUCUACGUCACGGACGACCUGCUCACCACCACGGACAAGGUGCCCGGGGGGCGGUCGCAGGGCACGUACGCCAGCGCCAGCAAAGACGCCUUCGCGCUGCUCAUGGCCAUGAACUUCGUCUUCACGGCCGGGGAGUACAACGGGAGCAGCAUCGCCAUCUUCGGCCGCAACGAAGUGCAGGCCGGCGUCAGGGAGAUGCCGAUCGUCGGCGGCACCGGGGUGUUUCGGUGGGCUCGUGGGUACGCGCUGGCCAGCACGCGCAAGUUCAACCUCAAGACUGGGGAUGCCGACGUCGAGUACAACCUCUUCAUCAGACAUGAAUAACUAGCUACAAAGCUAGCUGCCUGCAAUGCAAUGCAAGCAUAUGAUUGCGCUCACUGGUUGGUGAUCACGGCCAGCGUUGAUUGCUGUUUAAGAAUAAGAGUGAGUUUUACUCGCUCACUGUGUAUCUUAAUCAUUCAUGUCGUGUUGUUUGCUGUUGUGUUCAUCGCGCACACGGAGGAGAGAAGAUUUGUUGAUUGACUUUUUUACUUUAUGUUUGUGUAAUCGCAGUCGAUUGAUUGCUGUGUGUUGGGUUUGGAUUUUGGACCAAUAUGAAAUUCUGUUAUAUUCUGGAUAA
Molecule: messenger RNA, 869 nt
Organism: Brachypodium distachyon (stiff brome)
Lineage: Eukaryota; Viridiplantae; Streptophyta; Magnoliopsida; Poales; Poaceae
Product: dirigent protein 22
Exons: 1
Coding region: 47-574 (175 amino acids)
Source: RefSeq, a predicted model, not a curated record